AUGCCAACUGAGCCGUUUUGUACUGACAAGUCACAACACCCCUACGCACUCGGACCCCGUUGGUACCCUAAAAUACCAACAAUGCUACGAGGCUGAGGGCUAACAAUUUUCAGUGUAAAACCUCCGCCACCCCCCUGUUUUGCUGUUCCCUUGCUCUCACCUCCCGAACCGGCGGCGGACGGUUUUCCCUACUUUCUACCUCAGUCAGCUCUCCUUGUCCUUUCAUCAUCGUUUCCUUGUUUUUGUCUCAGUUAGUUCGUCGUAGGGAUCUCUUAUUGGAAAUACAGCAAAUGGAGGAGGUUUGCGAGGGGAAGGAUUUCUCCUUCCCGAAGCAAGAAGAGAAAACUUUGAAGUUCUGGGACGAGAUUAAAGCCUUCGAGAACCAGCUCAAGCGUACGGAGCAUAUGCCCGAGUAUGUUUUCUACGACGGCCCUCCUUUCGCCACUGGGUUGCCCCAUUAUGGCCACAUCCUCGCCGGGACGAUCAAGGAUAUAGUCACGAGGUACCAGACAAUGAUUGGGCAUCACGUCACGAGGAGAUUCGGGUGGGAUUGUCAUGGGCUUCCGGUUGAGUACGAGAUUGAUACCAAGUUAGGUAUCAAGAACAGGCAAGAAGUGCUGGAUAUGGGAAUUGAUAAGUACAACGAAGAGUGCCGGAGUAUCGUAACGAGGUACGUCGAGGAGUGGGAGAAGAUUGUGACGAGGACGGGGAGGUGGAUUGAUUUCAAGAACGAUUAUAAGACCAUGGAUCCUCAGUAUAUGGAAGGGGUUUGGUGGGUCUUCUCUCAGCUUUAUGAGAAAGGUCUGGUCUAUAGAGGGUUUAAGGUAAUGCCAUACAGUACUGGUUGCAAGACCCCGCUUUCCAACUUUGAAGCCAACUUGAACUAUAAGGAAGUUCCAGAUCCUGAAAUAAUGGUGGCCUUCCCAAUUGUUGGUGAUCCACAUAAUGCAUCUUUUGUAGCAUGGACAACAACCCCAUGGACUCUACCUUCUAAUCUUGCUCUUUGUGUCAAUGCAAAUUUUGUCUAUGUGAAGGUCCGUGACAAGUUGUCUGGAUCAACCUAUGUUGUUGCUGAAUCUCGGUUAUCUCAACUACCUGUCAAGAAGCCAAAACCAGAUGCACAGUAUGGUCCAAUUCAAGAUUCAAAAUCUUCAAACUCCAAAAGCAAGAGUUCUUCCAAUAACAAAGAUAAGAAUGGAAUGGAUACUGGAUCUUAUGAGUUGUUAGAGAAAGUCAGUGGUGCUUCAUUGGUGGGAACAAAAUAUGUCCCAUUAUUUGACUACUUUAAGGAAUUUUCAGAGGUUGCAUUUAGAGUUAUUGCAGACAAUUAUGUUACUGAUGAUAGUGGGACUGGCGUUGUUCACUGUGCACCUGCAUUUGGUGAAGAGGAUUACCGUGUCUGCAUUGAGGCACACAUAAUCAAUAAGGGAGAGAACCUURUUGUGGCAGUUGAUGAUGAUGGCUGCUUUACUGAAAAAAUUUCUGAAUUCAGUGGGCGUUAUGUCAAGGAUGCAGAUAAGGAUAUUAUUAAUGCACUAAAGGCAAAAGGCAGGCUAGUUAAGUCUGGCAACUUUACCCAUUCUUAUCCUUUUUGUUGGAGAUCUGAUACACCACUUCUUUAUAGAGCAGUUCCAAGCUGGUUUGUUGCAGUAGAAAAAUUGAAAGAAAAACUGUUAGAAAAUAACAGACAGACAUAUUGGGUUCCGGAUUACGUUAAGGUGACUGACCUGCAUCGGCACAAGAUUGACCAUAUCACCAUUCCUUCCAGUCGUGGUCCUGAAUUUGGUGUUCUUCGCCGUGUUGAUGAUGUUUUUGAUUGCUGGUUUGAGAGUGGAUCCAUGCCGUAUGCAUAUAUCCAUUAUCCAUUUGAGAAUGUUGAGCUAUUUGAAAAUAAUUUUCCUGGGCAUUUUGUGGCUGAGGGGCUUGAUCAAACUCGUGGCUGGUUCUAUACUCUUAUGGUGUUGUCCACUGCAUUAUUUGGAAAACCUGCAUUCAGAAAUCUUAUUUGCAAUGGUCUUGUCCUGGCUGAGGAUGGGAAAAAGAUGAGUAAAAGAUUGAGGAACUACCCUUCGCCUAUGGAAGUUAUAGGCGAUUAUGGAGCUGAUGCUUUGCGAUUAUACAUUAUCAAUUCUCCAGUUGUACGUGCAGAGCCAUUAAGGUUCAAAAAGGAUGGAGUAUAUGGUGUUGUGAAAGAUGUGUUUCUUCCAUGGUAUAAUGCAUACAGGUUCCUUGUUCAGAAUGCUAAGAGACUUGAGGUUGAGGGGUCUGGGUCAUUUGUACCUAUUGACAUGGUCACUCUUCAGAAGUCACCAAAUGUGCUUGACCAAUGGAUCAACUCUGCYACUGAGAGUCUUGUGCACUUUGUCCGUCAAGAAAUGGAUGCAUAUCGACUAUACACGGUGGUACCAUAUCUCUUGAAAUUUAUAGACAACCUAACAAAUAUAUACGUGCGGUUUAAUCGUAAGAGACUAAAAGGCCGAACAGGAGAAGAAGACUGCAAAAUGGCACUAUCAACUCUUUAUCAUGUGCUCCUAACUACAUGUAAGGUGAUGGCACCAUUUACGCCUUUCUUCACUGAGGUUCUUUAUCAAAACAUGCGCAAGGUUUGUGAUGGAUYGGAGGAAUGUAUUCACUAUUGCAGUUUUCCUCAAGCAGGAGGAAAGAGGGAGGAACGCAUUGAACAAAGUGUUGCAAGAAUGAUGACAGUUAUUGAUCUUGCACGCAAUAUCCGUGAACGUCACAACAAGCCUCUGAAAACACCACUUAAGGAGAUGGUUGUAGUUCAUCCUGAUUUGGGAUUUCUUGAGGAUAUUGCUGGAAAACUAAGAGAGUAUGUGCUGGAAGAACUCAAUAUCAGAUCAAUUACUCCAUGUAAUGAUUCUUUGAAGUACGCUUCUUUACGUGCAGAACCUGAUUUCAGUGUAUUAGGUAAGCGGCUUGGAAAAGCUAUGGGAAUUGUUGCUAAAGAGAUUAAAGCAAUGUCUCAAGCAGACAUAUUAGCAUUUGAGAGAGCUGGAGAAGUAACUAUUGCUGGGCACUGUUUGAAGCAGACUGACAUUAAGGUUAUCCGUGAUUUCAAGCGUCCAGAUAAUUUGACACAGAAGGAAAUAGAUGCAGCUGGAGAUGGUGAUGUUUUGGUGAUUUUGGAUUUGCGUGCUGACGAGUCAUUGUUUGAGGCUGGAGUGGCUCGAGAGGUUGUAAACCGAAUCCAGAAAUUACGAAAAAAGGCUGCAUUGGCACCUACUGACAUGGUGGAGGUGUACAUUGAAUCACUAGAUGAUGAUAAAUCCAUAUUACAGCAUGUUCUGAAUUCACAGGAGCUCUAUAUCAGGGAUGCACUUGGUUCUCCCUUGCUUAAUUCAUCUAUGGCACCACCACACUCUGUUAUAGUUUGUGAGGAGAGGUUCGAGGGUAUAUCUGGAUUGUCAUUUGUUAUUGUUCUGGCAAGGCUUGCUCUAAAGUUCAACUCAGAUGCCAUUUAUUCUUUAUACUCGGGAGAUGCAAAAUAUUCAGAAAGUUUAAAGACCUACUUAUUGUCAAGGGAUCAUUAUAACCUGAAGUCAGAAUUUCAACUUGGAAAUGGAAAGAUACACGUCAACUGUAUUGAGAAUCAGCCAGCAGUGGAUGUGGUGUUAGGUAAGCAUGUGUUCUUAAGCAUUGGCGAUUACUAUCUCAGAAGAACUGAAUGAAGAAAGUAAAUUUUUUUUAUUAUUACUCAGAAAGAAACGCAAAUGAUAAAUGAAUGUCAAAUAAUAGUUUCACUUAGCCCAUUUUUUUUGUAUGUUUAUUUUCCAAGGAAACAAUUGUAGUCGUUUUGUAUGUACUAGUUGAGU
Molecule: messenger RNA, 3833 nt
Organism: Nelumbo nucifera (sacred lotus)
Lineage: Eukaryota; Viridiplantae; Streptophyta; Magnoliopsida; Proteales; Nelumbonaceae
Source: RefSeq, a predicted model, not a curated record